Messenger RNA from Echinococcus granulosus, 795 nucleotides. RefSeq lists its product as hypothetical. The record is from RefSeq and is a predicted model, not a curated record. Gene Ontology annotation, molecular function: RNA binding. Gene Ontology annotation, biological process: mRNA cis splicing, via spliceosome. The transcript is spliced from 3 exons. Lineage: Eukaryota; Metazoa; Platyhelminthes; Cestoda; Cyclophyllidea; Taeniidae. The coding region runs from base 1 to 795 and encodes 264 amino acids. Gene Ontology annotation, cellular component: catalytic step 2 spliceosome.
AUGACUACAGCUGGUAGGCCUACAUGGAGUACAGCGAAGGGUGGAAAAGGCAAAUGGGAGGGUGACUUGAGCGCUUUAUCAAAGCAAUACUCUGUCCGUGAUCUCCCUUCCCACACGAAGCUCAAGUAUCGUCAGGAAGGUCAGGGAAGACCGGAGGACCUUCAGGGGAAAGAUUUUAAAAAGGAGCUUGAAGAAAAGGAAAGACAAGCAGCCCUUGAAAAGUCAAAAAAAGGACCAAAUCACGUCCCUCUAUCACAUUCGGGUGAAAAAAGACCGGCUAUCUCGGAUCAGGAUCGUAAUACUGGUUCAUCGAAACGACCGAAGCAGCCAGUUUUGACAGCGACUGCAGCUUCCGUUCCAACAGCCAAUCUUGAUGCUGAUGACCCGUGGGAAGAAGACUAUACUGAAGAGGAACUCAAGGUACCUAACAAUAAUCCUAGCUCAAGUUCCGGUGACGAUGAUGAUGAUGAUGAUGAUGAGAGCAACGAAGAAGACGAGGAAGCUCUUCUUGCCGAAUUGGCUAAGAUAAAGCGGGAACGUGCAGAGGAGGCUGUUCUAGCGGCAGCAGAAAAGAAAGCUGCAGAGGAGACCAUUCGGAUGGAGAAUAUUCUCAAGGGCAAUCCUUUGCUCAAUAAUAAUAAUUCCUCGGAGUUCAAAGUUAAGCGUCGUUGGGAUGAUGAUGUCGUCUUCAAGAAUUGUGCUCGUGGCGAGGUCGAUCAUUCGAAGCGUGGAUUCAUUAACGAUACCCUACGAUCCGAAUUCCACAAAAAGUUCAUGCGGAAGUACAUCCAAUAG